UUACUAUUACCAAUCUAUAAAUUAUCACCCAAUGUAUCGAUUAAUAAAAACUUUAUAUGGCAAAAUUGAGUUGUGAUGGCUCAGUGGUUAAGGCAUUGAACUGACAUUAUGAAGAACUGGCGUUUGAUCCCAAGUGGCGGCUUGAAGUCCUAUGAUCAGUGGGUACCAGCCUAUCAGGGAAGUAAACACGGUCUGUGUACAAUGCUGACUACAUUGCCACAAUCAUGCCAUUGAUCAGGGAAAUGUGGAGCCUUAACUGUUUCAAGAGUUUAUUGUGUAAGAGGAGAAAAAUAGAAAGAAAUCUCUUUAAAUUGAAAUUUCUCAUUGAAGAGUGGAGUGAAUUUGAAGAUAUCAAAUUGAUUUUUGUCUUUGGCAAGGAAAUUUUUCCUGUUAGCAGAAUACUUGAUAAAACUCACUCUGCUGGCAAUCUCAAGUUCUGCCCUCAUCUCAAAAAACUUAUUUUUCAAGAUAAUGAUGCUGUACCUUUAGUUUCCUCCAAGUAUAAAUGCUAUGUGAAUGGAACAACGUUGGUUGUAUCUCUCAUAUUAUCAAUAGAAAACUUGAAGUAUUUUGAGGACUAUUUAUUGGAAGAUGUUAUGCUUGCUGUGCAAGAAAUAAAGAAAUGUUCGGAUGUUCUUAGUUCUUUAAAUUCAGGGCCUCAAAAUGAAACAGUUUUUAAAAGUCGAGUUGUGCCUUUGAAAGUAGCUGAUAGACCUAGACAGUCUCUUUUUCCUAUGCUUUCUGUAUCUGAUGCUGUCAAAUGUGUUUUGAAUGAAAGCAAUAUUUUACCCACUACAUGGAAAAGUUUUGAAAAUUCAUUGAGUUAUGUUCUUGGGGAAAAUGUCAUUGCUGAAGAACCCUAUCCACCAUUUAAUGCUUCAAUCAAAGAUGGAUAUGCUGUUCUAGCGGAUGAUGAAACCACAAUUCGUAAUGUAAUAGGAGCUGUUUCACCAGGAUGUGAACUGGAUUUUGAUUUAAAAACUGGCUCUUGCAUUAGAGUCAGCACUGGAUCAGCAAUUCCUCUCAAAGCUGAUGCUGUCAUUCAAGUUGAAGACACAGCAGUUGUAGAGAAGGAUUCUGAGGGAAAUGAAUUGAAAAUUGAAAUUUUAAAACCUGCAAAAAAAUUUCAAGAUAUAAGACUUGUGGGCAGUGAUGUGUCAGUUGGAGAAGUACUGAUACCCUCAAAGAGAAGAAUAAAUGCCGCUGAAAUAGGUGUGUUAGCUAUCGCAGGAAUAACUAAAGUUUUAGUUUUUCAAAAGCCCUGGUUAGCCUUAUUAUCAACUGGGGAUGAAGUUCUAAGUCCUCAUCUCCCCCUCAAACCUGGUUGUAUAAGAGACAGCAACAAAAGUAGCUUGAUGAGCUUAUUGAUUGAAAACAAAAUCCCAUUUAUUGAUGUUGGAAUAGCCAGAGAUAC
This is a messenger RNA of Parasteatoda tepidariorum (common house spider), 1414 nucleotides long. Lineage: Eukaryota; Metazoa; Arthropoda; Arachnida; Araneae; Theridiidae. The record is from RefSeq and is a predicted model, not a curated record.